This is a messenger RNA of Aphanomyces astaci, 426 nucleotides long. RefSeq lists its product as hypothetical. Lineage: Eukaryota; Oomycota; Saprolegniomycetes; Saprolegniales; Verrucalvaceae. The transcript has a single exon. The record is from RefSeq and is a predicted model, not a curated record. The coding region runs from base 1 to 360 and encodes 119 amino acids.
AUGAUCACAUCUGUCGAAAGAGAGGGCCAUUUCGCAAGUUGCCAGUUCGUGGUGAUCUCCGUGCAACCCAGCCACCGCCGCGCACCCACAUCGAAACGAUACGCAGUGAACAUGGUUGGCUUUGGCAAGAAGAAGUCUGUGGGGCUGAUCUCCGACACUGAGCUCGAGCGCAAGGGCAAGGUCGAUGGGUCGAGUCUCCUGGACGACAACGGCGACCCGACCCAUGGGACGCUGUACGAAGGCGAAAACUUCGACAAGAAGGUCCGACGAGCUGACAACCAAAACGAAGAAGACGAACCCAAGAAACCCGCGAGCCGAAGUUGGUUUCGCAUCCCUGGCCUCAGCUCCAAGAAGAAGUAGCGUCGACAUCGAUGGUUGUUCGUAUGAUAUUUCACCUUGAUUAAUAUAUUUCCUUGUGUUUGUCUA